UCCCCCGUGUAAGAGUGAGGUGGAGGAGGACAUUCCAGGAGAUGUCACCACAGAAAACCCCAGUAACCAUUCUGAGGAAAACUUCAUGUUAUCUCUAGAAGAUGAAGAUAUCAUGGAGAACUUUACAGAACAAAACCUCAUUACCCCUAAUGUUCAUCCAGGAAGUCACAGUACAGAUCUUUCAUAUAAUCCCCCUAAUCAUGAAGAACCAUCUUCUGAUCAAUCACAGAUUGUAACCACAAGUACAACUCAGAAAGGAGGAGAAAGGUUUCACUGUGAUAAAGAGUCCACAAAAAGCUCAGGUCUUUCUACACACAGAGGAAUUCACACAGGAGAGAAGCCAUACUCCUGCUCAGAAUGUGGGAAAUGUUUUACACUGAAAUCACAUCUUGUUAUACAUGAGAGACGCCACACAGGAGAGAAGCCAUAUUCAUGUUCAGAAUGUGGGAAAUGUUUUACAUAUAAUUCACAACUUGUUAGACAUGAGAUAAUUCACACAGGAGAAAAACCAUAUUCAUGUUCAGAAUGUGGGAAAUGCUUUAGAGAGAAAUCACAUCUUGUUACACAUGAGAGAAGUCACACAGGAGAGAAGCCAUAUUCAUGCCCAGAAUGUGGGAAAUGUUUUACACAAAAAUCAGCUCUUGUUAGACAUGAGAUAAGUCACACAGGUGAGAAGCCAUUUCCAUGUUCGGAAUGUGGAAAAUGUUUUACACGGAAAUCGCAUCUUGUUAGACAUGAGAGAAGUCACACAGGAGAGAAGUCAUAUACAUGUUCAGAAUGUGGGAAAUGUUUUACACGGAAAUCACAUCUUGUUACACAUGAAAGAAUUCACACGGGAGAGAAACCAUAUUCAUGUUCAGUAUGUGGGAAAUCUUUUAGACAAAAAUCAGAUCUACUUAAACAUGAAAGAUGCCACACAGGAGAGAAGCCACAUUCAUGUUCAGAAUGUGGGAAAUGUUUUACACAAAAAUCAUAUCUUUCUACACACGAGAGAAUUCACACAGGAGAAAAGCCAUUUUCAUGUUCAGAUUGUGGGAAGUGUUUUCCAAAUAGAUCAAAUCUUGUUACACAUCAGAAAAUUCACACAGGAGAGAAGCCGUAUUCAUGUUCAGAAUGUGGUAAAUGUUUUAUAGGGAAAUCAAAUCUUGUUACACAUCAGAAAAUUCACACAGGAGAGAAGCCGUAUUCAUGUUUAGAAUGUGGAAAAUGUUUUACACAAAAAACAGAUCUUGUUAAACAUGAGAGAAUUCACACAGGAGAGAAGCCAUAUUCAUGUUCAGAAUGUGGGAAAUGUUUUACAUUAAAAUUGCAUCUUGUUAAACAUGAGAGAAUUCACACAGGGGAGAAACCAUAUACAUGUUCAGAAUGUGGGAAGUGUUUUCCAAAUAAAUCAAAACUUGUUACACAUGUGAGAAUUCACACAGAAGAGAAGCCAUAUUCAUGUUCAGAAUGUGGUAAAUGUUUUAGAUUUAAAUCAAAGCUUGUUACACAUCAGAAAUUUCACAUAGGUGAGAAGCCGUAUUCAUGUUCAGAAUGUGGGAAAUGUUUUACACAAAAAUCUGAUCUUGUUAAUCAUGAGAGAAUUCACACAGGAGAGAAGCCAUAUUCAUGUUCAGAAUGUGGGAAAUGUUUUACACUAAAAUCAUAUCUUGUUAAUCAUAUGAGAAUUCACACAGGGGAGAAGCUGUAAAAAACAUUUUUACGCAAUUUAACAUAUUAGGUUAUUCGUGGACCUUAAAAAGCCAAUAAGGUUUAUUUUUAGGGUGGUGAUAUCCUAAUGACCUAAUGAUAUUUCUUUUUUUUUUUAUAUAAGCGCAUUUUUUUUGAAAUACAACAAAACAAUAGUGUUUCAACUGUAUGCACAAUUGUACAAGGUAACGUGAGCAAAGCAAUAUGCAACAAAAAAAACAUAUACUAUAACUUCACGUUUUAUGUGCAAUGUAAAUCAAUCAAGAACCAAUAAAGGUUACUUA
Molecule: messenger RNA, 1973 nt
Organism: Bufo gargarizans (Asiatic toad)
Lineage: Eukaryota; Metazoa; Chordata; Amphibia; Anura; Bufonidae
Product: zinc finger protein OZF-like
Exons: 3
Coding region: 86-1690 (534 amino acids)
Biological process (GO): regulation of transcription by RNA polymerase II
Molecular function (GO): RNA polymerase II cis-regulatory region sequence-specific DNA binding; DNA-binding transcription factor activity
Source: RefSeq, a predicted model, not a curated record